AUGGAAGAAGAAAAUCCUAGUCCACCGCCCACGGGAUCCGAAUCGUCACAACCGUCGUCACCACUGAGGGCAGAUUUCGAUACUAAAAUUCAUUUGACCUACUCUACAGACGAUGAUAAGAUUGAAGAAGAAGUCCUAUUCGGUCACCGAACAGUCCUCUCAACCUUCUCGCCAAUCCUUCGCCAGCUCAUCGACGAUGCCACGUCAUCAUCCUCGCCCACAUCUUCGUCUUCCACGUCAUCAGAAUCUUCUUCAGAUGAAUGUUUCACCUCGAUCAAACUCGAUCUUUCGAUAUUCCCCAAUGCUCUAUGCGCCUUUAAAGUCAUUCUCGACGCCAUGUAUUCUGGUGAUAUCAAAAUGGCGGGUAUCGUCCAACCGAACGAGAUUCUCGCUAUCUGUCAAUUCUGUCAAAUAUCAUUUCUGGACCAGAAGAUUAUCUCUCUAGCAUCUGCCACACCUCCAAUGACGCUUGCAAGUGCGCUCCAAUGCUCCAACCCAUUUCUACAGUAUACCUCAGCACCUCCAAAUUAUCUAUCCACAAUGCUAAAUCUAUGGACCAACCCGUUUUUCGGUGCACUCUUUGGCUCACAAGGGUUGGCUUUUUCACCGCCGUCCGAAAGCAGGACACAAUCAGAAGGCAGCUCUCCGCGUGCUAAUUCAUCGUCCACUCCACCUACUACAGAUUUGGAGAAAAUCGUUCCAAAUGAUGAUAAAGAGGGAUGGUGUCGAAAUAAAAAGUACAUUGAGAAGGUGGAUGGAGGAUUCAUGUGUACCGUAUGCCGAAAAAUCUACGGACGGUACAAUUCGGUAUCCUACCACGUCACGAUAUAUCACCGUAAUCCACCGAUCAAGUGUGAGGAGAAUGGGUGCAAUUUUAGCACUCGGGAAGCAAGAUACAUCCAUUUUCAUAAGUAUUACCGUCAUCAUAUUCCUCUGCCAGAGAAUAUUGAUUUGGGAUCCAGAAAGUGUCCAUUCUGUAGACACGUCUCGAAAAGUCCAGCAAUGUUGGAGAAGCAUAUUGCACGGCAUGAAACCGAAGGACCCGCCGGCUCGCCAGUUGGAGCAUUGAAGAGAGCACAGAGCAAAAAGAAAAUCAUCGUUCCAACGAUGGCUUCUGACGUCAUCCCCGCAGCCACCACUUCCUCGAUUUUCGGUCCUUCGGCGGCAAAUUCAAAUAUUCCAAUUCAAUGUUCUCUGUGCACAUUCUCCACCAACUCCACAGACCUUCUAUUCAUCCAUUUGGCAAUGCAGCACACACAGGAACUUGCUCAAUGCUCUGGAAUGUUGGCGGACAACUCAUCUGAAACCUCUACCAGCACAUCGAGCAGUAGUGAUGGGGAACCAAUGAUAACUGAUAUUGACUUAGAUAUUAAGCCAUUGAUUGAUCAGUCGCUGAUGCUCCACUUGAAUACACCUCUAUCCAACUGA
Caenorhabditis briggsae is the source of this 1428-nucleotide messenger RNA. Gene Ontology annotation, biological process: regulation of transcription by RNA polymerase II. Gene Ontology annotation, molecular function: DNA-binding transcription factor activity, RNA polymerase II-specific; protein binding; RNA polymerase II transcription regulatory region sequence-specific DNA binding. The record is from RefSeq and is a predicted model, not a curated record. The transcript has 6 exons. Gene Ontology annotation, cellular component: nucleus. NCBI's taxonomy places the organism in Eukaryota, Metazoa, Nematoda, Chromadorea, Rhabditida, Rhabditidae. Bases 1 to 1428 code for a protein of 475 amino acids.